Molecule: messenger RNA, 1368 nt
Organism: Lodderomyces beijingensis
Lineage: Eukaryota; Fungi; Ascomycota; Pichiomycetes; Serinales; Debaryomycetaceae
Source: the annotation of a GenBank genome assembly
AUGACCGACAUGGAACAUUCUAUAGAGAUUGACUCUGGAGAUGAAGAAGCCAUCACGACGACAACGACGACUACAACAACAACGACAAAUGAAAACUCCGCGAUAGAUGAGCCCACGGAAAGAAAAUACAGAAUAUGGAAAAAGAACGCGCCGUUUUUAUACGAUUACUUGUCUACAAACUCGCUACUCUGGCCGUCGCUAACAGUUCAGUUCUUCCCCGAUGUAACUCACCAUGUGGCCGCAAACACAGAUGCCGGGAAGCUGGCGAAAAUUGGCGACUCCGACGUCAUCCUGCAACGGCUCUUGCAUGGCACUUUCACCAUGGGACAAUCUGUGGUUGACUCGAUAUCGUUCUUGCAAGUGCCAACAUUCAAAAACUUGAGCAAAUUCAUCUUGAUGGAUAAACUAGAUUACCACCAUGCAAAGGAAGAAUUCGAGUUGAAUCUUCCGCGUUCUGCGCCUAGCCUUUCUGUUAAAGUGUUGCAAAAGAUUAACCAAGUUGGAGAUGUCAAUAAAGUACGGUAUAUGCCUCAAAAACCCAAUGUCAUUGCGAGUGCCAACAACUAUGGAGAUUUGGUGAUUUUCGAAAGGACAAAGCACAAGAGUUUCCAAAAGACGCUUAUCGACGAUACUGAGGUGAAUAAAGUGCAAUUGCGCUUGAGUAAUGCUACGCAACCGAAAAGCGAGAUUUUUGCAAUGGAUUGGAAUAGGAAUAAGGAAGGGUUGCUUCUUUCGGGAGAUGAGGCGGGGGUGGUCAACUUGUAUGAUAUAACGCGGUACAGGAAACUGGAGGAAUCGCUUAAUCAGGACAAAUCAUGGACCAACAAGAGCGGGAUAAACGACCUCGAGUGGUUUCCUACCCAUGACUCGUUAUUUGCAUUUGGAGACGAAAGCGGCAACUUAAAGAUCCAGGACACGAGAAUGCAGCCUAGCUCACCGGCGACAUUAGAGAAACAACUUUGCUUAUGCAUCAACUCAAUCUCGUUAAAUCCCAAUUUUGCCACGGCGUUGGCUACUGGCGAUUCGAAAGGUGGAGUGAGUAUAUGGGAUAUUCGAAAUCUAAGCCAAUCCGUGGCCGAUAUGAAAGAAGCCCAUCUGGACUCAAUCACCCAGUUAAAGUGGCACCCUAAAUACGGCCAGAUUAUCGCAUCCUCGUCAACUGAUCACCUGGUGGGCAUCCAUGACCUAUCGAAUAUCGAAAAGAAUGUUUCGCCAACUAUAUUUCAGCAUUUGGGCCACAUGUUGGGAGUCAAUGAUUUCGACUGGUCGUUUGCUGACGACUGGAUGAUAGCUAGUGUGGCAGACGAUAACUCGCUACAUAUUUGGAAGCCGUCGCAUCAUGUCACAAGCGUUGUUCAUACCUGGUGA